Amphibalanus amphitrite is the source of this 3171-nucleotide messenger RNA. RefSeq lists its product as uncharacterized. Bases 7 to 642 code for a protein of 211 amino acids. The record is from RefSeq and is a predicted model, not a curated record. Lineage: Eukaryota; Metazoa; Arthropoda; Thecostraca; Balanomorpha; Balanidae. The transcript is spliced from 6 exons.
UUCACCAUGACGCUUCUCACAGCCACCCUGACGUUACUGAUUCCCGACUCUGAGACAUUGGUGGUGGCCGCGGGAGGGGGGCCCUCACUGCCCGCGGCAGACGCGGAGCGCCGGUCACCUGUAGAAACAGCUCCGGGACAGCCGGUGACGUCACGGCCACCGGCCGGAGAGUCAAUCUACCCGUCCCCGUCCAACGUGCCGGCCGGUCUGCUCGUACUUCUGAUGGUAUUAUCCGUGGCUGGAGUGACGUCAUCAAUACUCCUGGUCAUCGGCUUAGCCAAGGGACGGCGGAGGCUGCUGGUGCCUCUCGUUGUUAUUCUCUCCUGCACGGCUCUCCUUGAUCAGGCGGUGCUUCUGACCCGCGUGGUGCUGGAUGUGAGGACGUACCAUACGAUCAGCUCGGAAACAAUAUCGCUUUGCAUAAUAGAUACCGUGGUCUUAGGCAUAAAUCUGCUCUGCCUGGUGUGCGUUAUCUCGCAGUACCAGAAGUACGCCGAGGCGGCCGGGGGCGGACCGGCGCCAUCGCAGCUCUCCAUGAGACAGACGAAGAUCACGGACCCUACCACACUUCCCGGCCUCUCUGCUGAAACAUGUAACGGCAGGACGGACAACCAGCCGUCUCCUGUGUCCGCCGCACCAUAACCGCAGGACGGAGCAGCUGUAACGACAGGACAGGCCACCAGUCGUCGCCUGUACGUAUCUGCUACAACAGAAAGUGCUACAGACCAGACGCUACAGCGGGAAGGAGACCCAGCGGCCAGCCGGCUCCAUGCUCGGUGCACCGUGACACGUGCUUCGAAUCAAUUGUAAAGGCAGGAGAGCAGCACCUGCCACUAUCAUCUGACGCAGGGCAACGCCAGGCUCCGAGCGUUUGCCUCGAGAAAAACACUGCAGCGUCACAGACGCCUCAGGCCUAGCCACGUUCUCGCCUGCUGCUGACUGGAGUCUGAGCGCCCUGGUGCAACUCUGAACGCCUCGUGUGCGCCACAUUAACCCCAGAGCUGAGCAUGAUGGACGGCUUCAUCAGGCAACGCACUCAUGAGUGACAUUUGGCCGCCGGAACAUUCACUCUGCUGGAUUGUUCGGUCUAUAGCGCUCAAAACAGGGAAAUUUAAUUGGUUGCUCGAUUGUGUGGUUAUUUGCGGUUAGGAACGAAAUCACGAAUAUUUUCGCAAUGCUGCUGUUUAAAGAUGAAAUGCGAAUAGGUAUUUCAAGAAAUAAUGUAUAAUUAUACAUAUCAAUGAAUGGACGAUGUUUCAUGGAUAGACCAGAUGAACUUUAUGGAAACAAGCAAAAGUAUGUCAAUUAUAAUGCAAAAAAAAAACACGCACACACACAUACAAACGUUUGAAAAGCGUUAAUUCAUUAAGCCGCACAAGACGGUGAAAGAGGCUUUACAGAGGCUUCUCGUUUUUCUGCAAUAUCUUCCAAGCCGCUGGACGUAUAUUUACACGAAACUUACAGUGCCUUCGGCUGCAUUAAUUUGACACCUAGUGUCCAAAGUAACAUUUUGUAGCUACCAUAGGUGUGCUGUAAAUGACGUCAGAGUGACGUCAUGUCGGCCGACUUUGAUGCAAAACAUUAAACUAUACGGCAAUCGCUCUAAAGAGCUCAGUUCUUAAGCUAGAUUUUUUUUUUGCAUGAGAGGACUCAGAAGUCAGAGUACAGAGGGCUAACAAACUGGUAUCUUGGAUUUUCAAGAUGUCAAAAUUUUUGAAAAUUUUACAUACAAAAUCUAAAACAAAUUGUUUAUUUUUUAUUUUCAAAAACAAAACAGGAAUAUAUGUGCUAGAGCAUAUACCAAUGAUCUACUCUAGGAAGUUUUAGCCUGAUAUCUUCAAAAAUAGCUGAGUUAUACGCUUUAUAGACAAUAUUUCACCGUUUCCAAUUUUUUCAAAUCAAUUUUUCAGUACGUUCUUGACAUUGUACAACAAACUAAAUAGAAUCGUCGUGUUUCUGAGCUCAAACUGCAUCUGAUCGACACCUUUUUUGUUGAAAAAUUUCAACUUCAAAAUUUGGCCUUUUUUAGCUUGAAAGUGACCUGACCUCAGCUAUAUUCAGCUGAAAAUGGCCUCAAAUGACACAAACGGCACUGCUUUCGAAAUCUAUGGCCGAAAUGGAUCGUAAAACAUGUGUCAUGUGACCGAUACAUCAUACAAAGUUUCUGUGACCUAGGAUGACCUGGCCUUGACCUGAAAAAUUCGAAGUACAAGUUCGCUACCUCAGGGUAUCUAAGGCAUAUGUCGACUUAAAAUGAGCCUCAUCGGACUUGUUAGCCGGCGGCCAGAGCCUAAAUUGUGAACAAGCCAAAAUAAUAAUUUUUACUUUGACCUGACCUGUGACGUCAUUGGUGACCUCUAGGUCAAUCAACUUAGGUUUCCUUCGACAGUUUUUCCAGGGCUAUCAGAAGCUUUUGAAUUUUAACGAUCAGCCCAGUGGUUUCGGAGAUAGGGGGAGGGGCUCUGUAGACCCCCCCCCCCCGUCAGCCGCGUUAUGGAAAAUACCCUGCAGUCGUGCGCGCUUGCACUUUGGUAAAAACUCGUUUAAAGAGCUCAUAAACCUAAGCCGUAUUUCAUCGACGCUGAACUUUGUAUAUGUGUUUAUCACAAUAGUAUGUACCUACUGUUGAUGAUGUGCACUGCAACACUGCUACACAGUGUGAAAGUAAUGAUGCGUGACUAAUGACUAUCUAUCUACCAUCUAUAAAUGCUUGUCGUAACAUCACCCGCGGCGCAUGCUGCUAUGCUGUUCAUGUACAUUGUGUAUUUACGGCUACGCAUAAUUCGUCACAUACGUGCAGUGCAGUGAGUCUGUCGUUAGCGACUCGCGAAUCAUUUUGAUGCUGAAUGUGAUGUUGUACGCCUGAAUGUGUGAGUCGGAAAUGACGCUGAUAGACGCGGCGUGUUGUCCGCUCUCGAUAAAAGGUAUUGUGUGUGACCGCACAAGCUCUACACUGCAUGCGCCGUGCGCUCCAUUCGUUACUGUUCUGUUUGUAAAUAUUUAAAAUACUCGUAAGAGAAGCAGCCGAAGUGUUGCGUUAUUGCAUUGUUACUUGUUGCUCGUAACUUCCAGAGUUACAAGUUGCAACUUCCAAACAAGUCUUGUUUGAAUGCGAUAAUACCUAUAAGAUUUGAAUGUGGAAAAUUUGGAUGUAAUAUACAAUUCGUAUAA